AUUGUUUAUUCAAUUUAAAGAAAAAGACCAAUAUACCUACCCUCCAAUGGACUUAUAAACAAGGUUUCAUGAGGCGUACUACUACCAUACCAUUUCAUCAGACACAAUAACCUGAAGACGAUGAACGCCUCUGCCAUGCUACCUCCCAUUGCCCAAAGGCUAGAAGGUAAGGUUGCUGUAAUUACCGGUGGUGCUAGCGGCAUUGGCGAGACUACUGCCAGGCUUUUUGUAAGACAUGGUGCCAAGGUGAUUAUCGCCGAUGUCCAAGAUGACCUUGGACACUCCCUCUGUGCAGACAUUGGUUUAGAAGAAGCAAUUUCCUUUGUUCAUUGUGACAUUACCAUUGAAUCUGACGUCCAAAAUGCAGUAGACACUGCCAUUGCCAAACACGGCAAGCUUGACAUAAUGUUCAACAAUGCAGGAAUUACUGGUCGGAGUGAUCCCAGAAUCACAGCAGGAAAUAGUGAAGAUUUCAAGAGGGUGUUUGAUGUGAAUGUCUUUGGUGCAUUCCUAGGAGCCAAACAUGCUGCUCGAGUUAUGAUUCCAGCAAAAAAAGGCACCAUUUUGUUCACUUCAAGCAUGGCUUCUGUGAUUUCCGGUCAAGGCUCUCAUGCCUACACAGCUUCAAAAAAUGCAGUUGUAGGUCUUACCAAAAACUUGUGCGUCGAGUUGGGGCAGCACGGGAUUAGAGUCAAUUGCAUCUCUCCUUUUGCUUUGGCUACACCAAUGAUGUUAAGUAAUUUGACACUGGGAUGUGAGGGCAAGCAAAAGGCAGAAACGGUGGUUUCUGAGGCGGCAAACUUGAAGGGGGCGGUGUUGGAAGGCAAAGAUGUGGCAGAGGCAGCGUUGUACCUAGCAAGCGAUGAAUCCAAGUACGUGAGUGGGUUGAACCUUGUGGUUGAUGGGGGUUACAGCACUACCAAUCCAUCUCUCGGGGAGGCUCUCAAGAAAUUGGCCAUGUUUGUUGCAACUUAAGAAUUGUAAUUGUUAACUUUAAACUUUAGGUACAUCAUAUAUAAUAAUUGAACUCAUGUUAUCAUGCUUAUUUUUUUCGUAAUAAAUGUUUCUGCAACCCAA
Molecule: messenger RNA, 1077 nt
Organism: Camellia sinensis
Lineage: Eukaryota; Viridiplantae; Streptophyta; Magnoliopsida; Ericales; Theaceae
Product: short chain aldehyde dehydrogenase 1
Molecular function (GO): oxidoreductase activity, acting on the CH-OH group of donors, NAD or NADP as acceptor
Source: RefSeq, a predicted model, not a curated record